Molecule: messenger RNA, 772 nt
Organism: Pygocentrus nattereri (red-bellied piranha)
Lineage: Eukaryota; Metazoa; Chordata; Actinopteri; Characiformes; Serrasalmidae
Gene: pvalb3
Product: parvalbumin 3
Exons: 6
Coding region: 133-462 (109 amino acids)
Cellular component (GO): nucleus; cytoplasm
Molecular function (GO): calcium ion binding
Source: RefSeq, a predicted model, not a curated record
CCUCACAUUUGGGUUGAGUAGAGAGAGCUGGGCUAUAUAAGCUGGACAGCAACGGAGCUGAAGAUCACUGCGGUUGCCAGAUUCAUCGCUCCGAAUCUCCCCCACAGCCACUAAAGCACACACAGAGCAAAAAUGGCAUUUGCCGGUAUUCUGAACGAUGCUGACAUCACUGCAGCCCUGCAGGCCUGCCAAGCUGCUGACUCCUUCAAGCACAAGGACUUCUUCGCCAAGGUUGGCCUUUCCUCCAAGUCCGCUGAUGAUGUCAAGAAGGCAUUUGCCGUCAUUGACCAGGACAAGAGUGGCUUCAUUGAGGAGGAUGAGCUUAAGCUGUUCUUGCAGAACUUCUCCGCUGGUGCCAGGGCUCUGACUGACGCUGAGACCAAGGCCUUCCUUGCAGCUGGUGACAGUGAUGGCGACGGCAAAAUUGGAGUUGAUGAGUUUGCUGCUCUUGUGAAGGCUUAAGCACUCAUUCACCGUUUUUCGGAGUUGAUGUUUGCUGCCGUGAUCAAACAUUAAACGACAACUGACCACAACCCCUUGCUGGAAAGGAACGACACUGCCUGAAACCUCAUCUCAGUCAAGCUAGUUUUUGUACACGAAUUUGACAUGCCUGCACACCUUCCGCUCCCAAGCUGCGCUCUGUCCAGAAAGACUGUACAUUUUAUGUGGUUGUUUUUCUCCUGCCAUAGACAUGGAUUUGGAGUACUGUACAAUCUGUAAUGCACUUUUUGGGAAAAGAUGGUGAGAAAACAAUAAAGCAAUUUCUUUUUAA